Messenger RNA from Pseudo-nitzschia multistriata, 1489 nucleotides. Lineage: Eukaryota; Bacillariophyta; Bacillariophyceae; Bacillariales; Bacillariaceae. The record is from the annotation of a GenBank genome assembly.
GGCGAUGUCUCUCCGUGCUCUCAUACGUCGACGUGAAUCGCAACUCCAGUUGGACUUCAAUGCUGAACAAAAUAUUUGGUACUGCUGAAAAUAAAUCCAGGGAAAACUGCAAUGAGUACUUACAAUCACAGGUCGGCAUCGUUGUCAUCGGUGCCACCUUCACUACUGUUUCGAGACAACGAGCAACAAGAUUAUAAAAUGCGCAUGUCCGUGUACUCAAGCAAGAUGGGGRAAAACGACGAGAGAGGUAGUGGCUUACGAGCAAGUACUACGGAAGAUGAAAGUACCGACGAUUCCGAAACAGACGCAUUGGUACAAUUGCUUGCCCUCCAGAGUUACCAUUUGCCUGGGAACAACUGGAUCCAGGACUGGCGGCAGUUCAUGUGUAAUACCCAUCCAGUCUUUGGAAUUUGCUGCCAUUACAAAGAGCAUCCCAUAAAAUCAUGCACCCGAAUUUUUGCUCUGAUCGGCACURUCACAUUUGGUCUAGCAAUGACUUCCCUGUUCUUUUUGUUGUUUCUGUGGAAUCCCGAGUUCGAUCGCGUUGUAGCAUCGRUAACAAUGAAAGAUGGGGCACAGUACAUAUUGACAACGGGAAUGCUGUUGGUUUGGACUAUUGGUGGUGGCAUUCAUUGCUUCUUCAAUCUUGCGAUCUGGCACAUCGCUGCAUGUGCUUGUUGCCAACGYGGUGGCUUCUGCGAGUCCUGUGCGUGCUGCCCAUCACUUGGUAAAUACAUGAGUCGCUUUUUUGUGGCGUGUUGUGUUGUUUUCUGUAUCAUCACAAUACUUCUUCGGGUGGCUAUCAAUGAUCAAGAAAACUACGCCAGUUUUAAUGAAGGAAACAGCACYAUUGAUCGAGGUAUUGAUAUCAUGCUUGAUGAUCAGCUAGACUUUAGCGUCGAAAAUGCGUCGCAAUUUAUGUUCAUCGUAACCUAUCUCGUGGAAGUAACUCUCGCCCUAUUUGUGUACUAUCCAGUCGGAGGAACAAUACUUUUCUCAGGAAUGUUGGCGUGCGGGUUCAAUAUCCCUAUAUUGGGUGGCAGACCAUACGAAGUCGAUCGUGAAGAACAACGGAAUUCAAGACGGCAAAGAAGAGGUCCUAGCCGAGGAUCAAGCGUACAAGUAUAGCAAGGUGCAACUGGCAUUGAAGAAGACAAGAACAUUAUUUCUCAAUCUUCUAGUCAUCGGAUCGAUAAGAUCAUAAAAUGGACAAAUCAACAUCUCACGAGCACUGCGGAGGUCUCAUUUUUUCUUCAGAUGCUAUUAAUAUCUUCCAUAUCAAUGGAUCUGRCGUUUGUCUAUAUUCAUCCUCGGGGAUAACAAUCUUUGAUUUCAGCAGUAGCACUGUAGAWGAGAGGCUACAAAGUUGAUGGAGUAGGAAUAAAAGAUUAAUAAUUGCAUUCAUCAGUUACUUGGGAUUCAGCCUUACAAGAGUCUCUCUCCUAUUGGACUGAACUGGCAACCAGGGGUAUAAAUUGGCCACGGUGCA